AUGACCAGUCUGAACAUAGAUAUACUGGUCACUGCUAUCGCUACAAUGGGAGCAAAGGUCAUCGAACUGCUUUUCAUAAGCGGGCUACCGCCUUCGGACUGCGUCCCGGUCAUGGUUUUGUACGGACGAUCAGAGCCUAAAAACGAGAUCAAGUAUUACGCCAAUUGGCUUCUGGCGCUUCGCCUGUACUUACACUCCUUUCUCAUGCACAAACAGGGUAAAGAGGCGGCCAUGUGGGCGGUCGACUUACACGGGCACGAAAUAUUGACCAAAUACCUCAAAGCUGGAGCCGACAGAGACGUGAUUGUCGUUGCAUUUCUGGCAUCCCGGUCUCGAGAUGGUCCUUCUAGCCCAAGCCCGGAGCAACUGUUAUAUCUAGAGCUAGUCGACGCGCUCAAGCUUGCUGGGUUCAUGGAUGAUCCAGAGAAUGCAUCAUUAUUUCAGCCUCGAGGGCCGUGGUACUCCCCUCAUCAAGCGGUUGACUUCGUGGGCAGGUGGAUAUCGCCGUGGCGCCGAUGCUCGACAUUCAGGGAUACCUACAGGUUGGCAACCAGCGAUGAGCUCAAAGACCCUCUCCUUCGCGUGUGGGGAGUUGUCUCCAGAUAUCAGUCGUUUCUUGGCAGUUUCAAGGUCGAGGUGUACUGA
Molecule: messenger RNA, 645 nt
Organism: Anthostomella pinea
Lineage: Eukaryota; Fungi; Ascomycota; Sordariomycetes; Xylariales; Xylariaceae
Source: the annotation of a GenBank genome assembly